CAAAAAUAUCUAAAAUUUUUUUAAAUAUUUUUUAAUACAUAUAUUUAUGAUUUAAAGUUUUUCUUAUAAGACUAAUUAUACGAUUAUACUUUUAAAUUUGUGUAUAUCUGGAAUCGAUGUAAUUAAAUCGAUUUUGUUUUCUGCAUAUUUCACUUUUAUUAUCAUGUACAUAACCUCUCUCUGUUACCAUUUGACAAGAAUUGUGAAUUAGUUUAAAAUUGGUUGAAUUAAAAUUCUUUUUUUUUUUGGUAAUAUAUUAUAAUGUCAGAAAAUAAAGAAAAAGAAGAAGAAAAACCUGUUGUUGCAAAGACAGCAAUUGAUUUGCAACGCUUAAAACUUCAAAAAUUAAUGAAAAAUCCGGAAAAGCCUAUCAUAUUACCAGAACGGCCUAAAGCUAAAAGUACACCUACAGUACCAGAAUUUGUUCGUAAUGUAAUGGGUAGCAGUGCUGGUGCUGGUAGUGGAGAAUUUCACGUAUACAGACAUUUAAGGCGUAAAGAAUAUGCAAGGCAAAAAUUUAUUCAAGAAAAAGGUCACAAGGAGCUUUUAGAUGAAGAAUACCACAGAAAGAUUGAAGAAAAUAAAAGAAUAGCUGAGGAAAUAACUGCAAAGAAAAGAGCAAAAAGAUUAAAGAAAAAACAGAAAUGGAAACAAAAUAAAAAGAUGAAGACUGGAAAUGUAGAACAGCAUAACAAAAGUGCAAAUGCUGAUUCAGAUGAAGAAAGUUUAGAUGAAGAAGAGACAGGAGAUAAAAAUGAUAAUGAGGCCCAAAAUAUAUCUAGUAAUGAAGUUAAAGAUACAAGUUCUAUAAAUUUAGAUGAGAAUCAGUCUAAACAAUCGAAUACUCUUGUAAAUACAUAAAUAAGAAUGAAGUUAAUGGUGCAGGAAAUAUGUGUAAAUAUGAACAAUUCAAUUUCUUAGCAAAGAUAAAUAAGAUUGAAAUUAAGACGCCAUGUAAUAAAAAUAUAUUAUUAUAUAUAUAAAUUUUAUUUUUAAAAAAAUUCAAAGAACAUAUUUGUUAAAUAAAUUUAAUCUGCGCUUUAAUA
This is a messenger RNA of Bombus huntii, 1046 nucleotides long. RefSeq names its product PRKR-interacting protein 1 homolog. NCBI's taxonomy places the organism in Eukaryota, Metazoa, Arthropoda, Insecta, Hymenoptera, Apidae. The record is from RefSeq and is a predicted model, not a curated record. The transcript is spliced from 3 exons. Gene Ontology annotation, biological process: negative regulation of protein kinase activity. The coding region runs from base 262 to 861 and encodes 199 amino acids. Gene Ontology annotation, molecular function: protein kinase binding; protein kinase inhibitor activity; double-stranded RNA binding. Gene Ontology annotation, cellular component: nucleolus.